AUGAAUCGCUCGCUUCGCUACUUAUCGCGGCCCCUGACGGCUGCAAGGUCAUUUACCCCGCUCUCGUCGGUAUAUCUCACACGAAACUUCCCAAGAGCGUAUCUCAACACAGGCGCAAUGGCGCAGAACUCCGCUACUAAUGGCAAACCCAAUACCUGGCAAGGUGCUGGAGCUGCUGAGUUUGACUUACGCAGUAUGACAUUCCUCUGGAUUAAGUUCUUCCUUUUCCUAAUGUUCACAAUUCUAGGCGAUACGAUGACCAAACCAACCCCGUCUAUGCUCGACGCGAUCUGCCAGACCACCUUGUUAGACGACGUUUUCAACGAAGACCCUACCACCAACACAUUACAAAACUAUGUGGCGGAGCGGACUCAGCACGAAGCUGCGCUUCUAGUCCUUUCAGGCACAAUGGGUAACCAGGUUGCUAUUCGCUCGCAUCUAACCCAACCCCCAUAUGCCGUCUUAUGCGACCAUCGAUCUCACAUCAUCUGCUACGAGGCUGGGGGUGUGAGCGCCUGGACCGGAGCAACGGUCCAGACCGUGUCUGGAGAACACCUAGACGGUAUGAUCAUGCCUUUGGCGGAGGCUCGGCGUAUUGUCGAAUGGGCUCACGAGAACGAUAUCAAGGUGCAUUUGGAUGGCGCAAGACUAUGGCAGGCUGUUGUGUCAGGCGCCGGCAGUCUGUCCGAGUACGCGAGCAUCUUCGACAGUGUUAGCUUGUGUUUCUCUAAAGGUCUUGGCGCCCCGAUCGGUAGCAUCAUCGUUGGAUCUCAGGCUUUUAUCAAGAAGGCUCGCUGGUUCCGCAAGUCUAUUGGAGGCGGUGCCCGUCAAACCGGUGUCUUUGCUGCCGCAGCCCGUGUCGCCCUCGACGAAACCUUCGGAACAGACGACCACGGCCAGACUGGCAAGCUAUCCGCCACCCAUACCAUGGCUAAGCGGGUGGAGGAACUCUGGACCAGACAUGGGGGCAAACUGCAAUAUCCCGUGCACACCAACAUGGUCUGGCUAGAUCUUGAGGCGUCCGGAGUGGGACCCAAUGACCUGUCAGUGAUUGGCAAGGAGAAAGGUCUAACAUUACUCGGUAAUCGAAUUGUCAUUCACUACCAGGUCUCCGAUGAAGCGAUCGCGCGCCUCGAACAGGUGUUUGACAUUGCUAUGAAGGGUCAGUAUCAACGUAGUGAUGAUACAAGCAGAGCAUAUGGUAGCAAACAGACCUGA
Messenger RNA from Penicillium maclennaniae, 1218 nucleotides. RefSeq names its product threonine aldolase GLY1. The record is from RefSeq and is a predicted model, not a curated record. Bases 1 to 1218 code for a protein of 405 amino acids. Lineage: Eukaryota; Fungi; Ascomycota; Eurotiomycetes; Eurotiales; Aspergillaceae. Gene Ontology annotation, molecular function: L-allo-threonine aldolase activity. Gene Ontology annotation, biological process: L-threonine catabolic process; glycine biosynthetic process. The transcript has 3 exons. Gene Ontology annotation, cellular component: cytosol.